This is a messenger RNA of Cimex lectularius (bed bug), 3474 nucleotides long. RefSeq lists its product as uncharacterized. The record is from RefSeq and is a predicted model, not a curated record. NCBI's taxonomy places the organism in Eukaryota, Metazoa, Arthropoda, Insecta, Hemiptera, Cimicidae. The coding region runs from base 204 to 3431 and encodes 1075 amino acids. The transcript is spliced from 5 exons.
AGUCCAUACGUCUGCCCACAUGUUUAAUUAAAUUAACUAAAAUUCUGAAAAGGCGAGAAAGCAGCAACAAAAUUCCUAUUAUUCAAAAUUUUUUUGUAGUCAUCCAAGUUUAAAUUUAAAUCUUUUAUUUAUUUCUCUGUUAUUCAAGUUUAUAUUUUCUUUUUUGUUUUUGCUUAGUUCGAUCUUUAAAAAAAAUUACAAAAAUGGCCUCGAAAAAGACCGUGGAGGACGAAGAAGAGCAGCUUUACCUCUUGGAAGUCACGGUGAACCGCCUCAACGUCACGAAAGAAGGUAUUAUGGACUCGGUGAACGAGGCGGAUUCCGGUAUCACCGAGGAUAAAGGGAAAAAGAAACGGCAAGAGAAAGGUCCGGUACGGGUCAAAGUGAAAUUCUUCGAUUUCCCAACUAUAGAAAUCGAAGAAGCGGAAUUUAAAAGCAACGAACACAAUUCGAAGGACGAAAUGAGUCCCGCCGUUCAGAAGCCCGGAGAGGACACCGACAAAUUUCUUGAGGAUGCCAAACAUGAAGAAGAGCGGUGGAGAGCGAAGAAUGCCGGCAUGUCUGUGGAAAUGUGGAGAGAUGAGAGAGAAAGGGACAAGAAAUUGGCGACGGAAAUUGCAGGGACGCUCCCUCCUGGAAAUCGGUUUACUAGUGGUAAAUCGUGCUUAUUUCCAAUGAUGCCUACCGAUAUGAUUAAAACUAUCCAACGGUAUCCAUUGGAGGUGCAAGUAAUUCGCAUGUCCGUCGAUAAAAGUCCUUCUCAUGUGAUUGGACACACCAAAGUCGAAUUGGGCGCUAAUUUCAAAGAGGCUGUGACCCUUGCGACUAUGCCUGUCGUACUUCCGGUUUCCGCCUAUAUCGAGGACAAAUUCAGUCUGUUAAACGUUUUCGGCGACGACUCGGGAGAAGUGUGGCUUUUCAUAAGACUCUCAUGUUUCGGUGCGACUAUUUUCACCCAGUUCAAGUACAUUCAGGGAGAAAAAGGUGGUAUCAAGUCUAAAAUGACAGAAACUGGGAAAAAUAAAAAGAGCCUGGCCGAGAAGAAGCGAAAGGAAGAAGAAGAAAGAAGAACGGUAGACCAGCAAAGGACGCCUUAUAUUUGCAGAGACGAUAAUUUGCCUGGAACUGGAGGGUGUUCUAAAGGAACCGACGACUUUUUCAUUCCCGUUCAAUGGCGUAACAUCAACGAGCCAGAAGUGAAUAUUCAGCUUUGCUAUCCUCCGGAUUAUCCUCAAGAGGUAGAAUAUCAAGAUGGAGGUUAUAAAUGUGCCAUGGCCAACAACGAAACAUCGAAUAUGAACAGGAUGUUUCCAGGUAUGCAGCAAAAAUAUAACCAGCGGGGAUUUGUAGACACUAAAUGCCCGUGUCCAGGUGCAAAACCUCACGAAGAGACCAUACUGAAUUGCUGUUUCAACCCUCCGAGUAAUAAAGGGAAUAAGACCGCACCUGGUAAGGCCAACGCAAGCCCAAAUCUCAAGUCGCUCGAUACGACGUAUUUGUCAGAAAACGUCGAAACAGUCGAAGAAAUCACUGUAAACGACGCGACGUCCAAGGCGAUUUCGGAUCUAGUGGACUCGGAUUGGGAACUUAUGGUCAGCGGCCAAAGCGAGAGAAAAACUAAAAGACCUCAAGUCUAUCCUAGGAAAAUCAACUGCCCGCCUUUUCUGAAAGCUCCAAACCCCAAAGGAUGCCCCGCGUCGGCUGACGGUAGGUGCAGAUGUCCAAAAGACAGCCAACAGAAGAAACCUCGAACAACGGAAUGUUCUGAUAGACGUUGUAAUCAGCGUUUGCAAACUUCAAGAAACCCAGGGUACCCCGGAGGGCAGGGUGGAUGCCCUGUGACGAAUUGUGGGAACCUUAACGAAACGGGAGCUAUGCUGGCCGGUCUUCCUAGAUUGUGCGACCCCAUAAUGCAGAACAUAAAUAACGUCAUGCCCCCCAACGUAAUUGUUCCUCAAUCUUCCGGAGGGCCCAAUGUCGUUUCUAUUUGCACAUGUCCGAAAGUACCGGAUUUCAUACCACCCGGAGAGAUGAGAGGCCCUGCCGACGGUCUGAACAUCCGUUGUGAAUGUUCAAACAUACUGACUUCAGUGCAUCCUGUGAAAGUCCCAUAUACCUGUCCGGGUACGACUUACGAGUCGAAUAAGCAAAUGGAUAUGGCCAGAGGCCAAGUUGUACCUUGCCCGGUAAAUAUACCCGAACCUCCCCAAGAAGCCCAACAGACUCAGCAGGCGAUGCCCAUGCCUCCGACCUGCGUGUCCUCUCUACCCAGCUUGGUCCUGUCCGAUGAGUCGACCUCCGAUGACGAUUUUCAGUACGUCGAGCAAAAGCGACAUUUAAAAGCAAAAGGGGGUAAAAAGAAGAAAGAAAAAGAGUCUGAUACCGAACCGCUCCCGUCUCCUAAAAAAUCAAAGAAAAAAUCCCCUUCUACCUCGGUAUACGACAGUUCGGAUCGCACCGAUUUCGAUUCCACGGCCCAAAAAAUGUUGGAAGAGGAACUCGAUUUCUAUGAAAGUAUGGUAAACGAUGUGAAGAACAAAGCUAAAGGCGGAGGAGAUACGAAAUCCGUCAAAGGGAAAAAAGACGGAAACAGUAGUAGUUCGGUUAACAAGGACAAACCAAAAGCUGACGAUGAGAAAAAAGACAAUACCCUAUAUAGAUACACUGCUGGAAUGUAUCCAGGUGUCCACAUAGGCCACAAAGAUUGCAUUGUUCCAUACAGGAUGGUACCUAAAAACAUGGGCUGGCUUUGGAAUAUUAAAAACGCCGCCGGAAUUCUUAAGGCUGGGCGCGGUUGGAGACCAGGUGCCAUAGCAGAGAGUGUAGCUGAACUUAUGGACGCUGCUAAAAGUACAACGCAAAAGUCGAAGAAGAAGUCCCGAAAACCGCCUCCAAGGAAGAAGAAAGAAGAGUCGGAACUGCACAAACAGCCGGGAAAGAAAACGGCCAAGAUGUUGAAAGAGGAGAGGAAGGACAAGGAUAACGGGGACAAAUCCCCGGAGGAUCUAAGACCAACGUUGCACGUCCACAAAAAGCACGGGCUUUAUUAUGUUUCCAUGUUCCCUCCGAAGAAAGAAGACGAAGCCGAGCCUCAGCCGAUUCAAUUUAAAAUCGAUCCCAAACACCCCGACGGACCUGGAGGAGGCGAUUCUUCCAUGUUCGAGACUGAAGACACGAGCACGAACAGCGAAGACUCGUUCCAGCUCGAGUUCGUCGCUCCUCAUACGCUGAAAGGAAGGAUACCGCCCAAGACGAAACAAGACAUGCAAUGCCAAGUCUCUACUGAGCAAGUAAUCAUUCCACCGACGCCGAGUGUAAAUUUGAAAACUCCAAAAGGCGGGAAAAAAGCAACAGGAAAAGGAAAAAAAGGAAAAGGGAAGAAAGGAGGGAAAGGAGGGAAAAAAGGAAAAGGAAAAAAAAGCAAAAAAUAAUCCAAAUGAAAAUAAAUUUAUUACUUCGAAACAAGGAUAAUAU